Nematostella vectensis (starlet sea anemone) is the source of this 1770-nucleotide messenger RNA. RefSeq names its product dehydrodolichyl diphosphate synthase complex subunit Nus1. The transcript is spliced from 5 exons. Gene Ontology annotation, cellular component: dehydrodolichyl diphosphate synthase complex; endoplasmic reticulum membrane. The record is from RefSeq and is a predicted model, not a curated record. The coding region runs from base 99 to 854 and encodes 251 amino acids. NCBI's taxonomy places the organism in Eukaryota, Metazoa, Cnidaria, Anthozoa, Actiniaria, Edwardsiidae. Gene Ontology annotation, molecular function: ditrans,polycis-polyprenyl diphosphate synthase [(2E,6E)-farnesyl diphosphate specific] activity.
CUGCGCACACGGUGUCAACUUUCACUGGAUCAAAAUGAACUUUAGAAGAAAAAGUGUGUAGUGGAUAUACCGCUAUUCUGGACCGGAAUCCAUCCAUUAUGGGGUUCUACAAACUUAUUUUAGUAUUUUUACACAUUCUGCUCUACAUUAGAGCAAUUAUUUUAUUGGUUUGGGAAGCAUUUCGCAAUUUCACGACCGGCAUUUUUGGCGCGCGUGGCAACUUGAAAGAGAUUCAUUUGCAUUCGAAAUCUCUCCAAACUCUACCUUCACACAUAAGUUUAGUGAUCUUAGAACAAGCGAUUAGCUUCAGCGAUGUAGCCAAGCUAGUAGUGUGGUGCAUGGCGAUGGGAAUCAAGUAUAUAAGUGUCUACGAUCAUAAAGGUAUACUCAAAGGUGAUACUGCCAAGUUAUCAAGUGAAAUAAUCUACAAGCAGAAAGAGGUUUUCGCAAAGGAGGCGAAACGGUAUACAUUCGUGCUGCGUAAUAGCCGAACAAAGUUCGACCAUACUCUAGCUCCUACACAAGUAUGCAUCACUGUAUUAUCUGCAGAAGACGGUAAACAGGAUAUAGUAGAAGCAGCACAGGAGUUCUGUAUGUCAGUCAAACAGAAGGAAUACUCACCAAAACAACUGGACACAGAUUUAUUCAAUGAUAUGCUAAAAGCAACCACAGGCCUCCCAGACCCUGAUCUAGCUCUUAAAUUUGGCGCAGUUAGUAGUGUGAUGGGCUUCCUUCCCUGGCAAAUCAGACUCACAGAAUUCCUAACACAUCAAACACAUCACAAUGUAAAAUAUUCAGCAUUCUUACAAAGCCUUCAAAAAUACAGCAGAUGUGAAAAGAGAUUUGGAAAAUAAAAUGUAUAUGUAGCUAAACUAAAACCUAUUUAAACAAAUGCAUGUAUUAGUUAUCUAGGGAUAGCUGGCAUCUUCUGCUGGUUUAUUUUGCUCAAAUCUAGUGGUUUCAUACAGCAGUUUGCAGGAAGUCUGAUACCCUCGACAUAUAAACAUACCCAGAACUGCAACAUUAUGUCUAUCCAUGGUAAAAAAAAAAUGAAGGGACCACUUUCAGGUUGAUCUUUCUGUUGAAGCAUCAAGGUUCAAAUGCAAUGGUUUAUGCAAACUGCUGUAAUGUGUUGCUCUAUAUAUGAACAUUGUUUUGGAAAAAAAGACAUGUAUAUGUUAGACUCUUAUUCCAAGGAAAACAAUGCUUUAUCAGGCAGCUGAAACCAGAGAACAACGUGGUACUUGAAGCUCUAAUAAUCCUCAUUUCAAAAUGUCUUUUACCUGUUGUUGAUGCUAGUGAUUUUAGCCCCAACUACAGUCACAGCUGCCAUGAUUUGGUAAAUAUUACACUUGUUGGAGCCAUUGGUUAGAAAAUGUUUUAAAAGGAGAUUAUGUUUUGUUAAUAAUAAACUUUUGUCCCAGAGGGGGAACCUGUUUAGGGAGAGGGGGCUUAAUAGAGCUUUUUGACUAUUGUAUAAGGAAAAUAAUUUCUUAUCUUGAAAAGUCUCCUCUGAUGAAUGCAUUGUUUCAGCUUCAGUUUUCCUCUCUCCCAUCAAAAAGUCAUUUACUGAGAAAAUAAAUCUAUUUAUGUUUAGUAACUUCUUAUGUAAAAAAGUAUAUAGAAGCUGAUCCAGGAAUGGUUAUUUUUACAAAUCAUAAUGCAAAAAAAGUAAAUUCUUGACAGGGGUGUAGCAUCUCCCAUCUCUUUGAUCAGUAAAUGUAUGAUAGACUACCUAAAAUACAGGAGAACAUGUCUUAUGAAGAGCCA